AAUGGAGUAGCAUCAAUUGUCUAUUGAAAGCGCUCACAAAGCUACAGCUACAGUAUUCAUUCCCAAUACCAACAACAACAACAUGAAGUACGCCGUUAUAUUUGCUCUCUUCCUUAUGGUUGCCGUCGCACACUGCAGUUCCUAUGGCAGUCAUAAUGAUGAACACGGCCACCAGCAUGACCAUGAUGACCAUAAGUUAAACCAACAUGAUCAAAAGAAAGAUCAACACAAUGAACAUCAAGACCAAAGCCAGCGUCAUAGCGACGAACAUGGUCAUGUCGGUCAGCAUGAUGAUCAUAAAGACAGCCAUCAUAACAACCAACCUGGUCACCACUAGCUGGCAACGGCUUAUUGUCUCUCCUUCUAAUCUAAAGUUUUGAGUUGGCUUUGUACAACAAUUUUUGGUGUUAACAAGAAAAGUAAAUAAAUUUUUAAAUGUUAUAAAA
Molecule: messenger RNA, 446 nt
Organism: Bactrocera latifrons
Lineage: Eukaryota; Metazoa; Arthropoda; Insecta; Diptera; Tephritidae
Product: histidine-rich glycoprotein-like
Exons: 2
Coding region: 83-337 (84 amino acids)
Source: RefSeq, a predicted model, not a curated record